Molecule: messenger RNA, 438 nt
Organism: Diabrotica balteata
Lineage: Eukaryota; Metazoa; Arthropoda; Insecta; Coleoptera; Chrysomelidae
Source: the annotation of a GenBank genome assembly
AUGGCCAGGUUUAUUACAUUAAGAAUUUCUCUUUCUAGUUUUUGGGGUGCUUGUCUUUGUACCUGCAGUUUUUGGGCAAUAUAUCCAUUCACUUUAAAAGAGCUACAACUUCCUUUAGCAGGAUGGUUUCCCUUCGAUACUACGAAAAGUCCAAACUUUGAGAUAGCUUAUGUAUUUCAAAUUUAUACUGCAACCCUGAAUGGAAUUUCUAAUAUCAGCAUUGAUACUUUAAUGUCAAGUUUAAUAAUGGUGAUAUGUGCACAGCUGAACAUCCUUAACGAUUCCUUGAGAAAUAUCCGCCUAUUUGCAGAGGCUGAACUGGAUCAGGCUGGCUUCACGAACGUAGCUGAUAGAGAUGAAAUAUCGCCUCGAUUACAGUAUACAAUGAACAGAAAAUUAGUAGAAUGUAUUGUUCAUCACAGAUGCAUUCUGGAGUAA